Molecule: messenger RNA, 372 nt
Organism: Centruroides sculpturatus (bark scorpion)
Lineage: Eukaryota; Metazoa; Arthropoda; Arachnida; Scorpiones; Buthidae
Product: signal peptide, CUB and EGF-like domain-containing protein 1
Exons: 2
Biological process (GO): signal transduction
Cellular component (GO): cell surface
Molecular function (GO): calcium ion binding
Source: RefSeq, a predicted model, not a curated record
UAUAUUUUGUUAUUAAUAUAUAUUUUAGGAACAUUCCAUGACAGACGAACAGAUGAAAUUCAAGCUGAUGAUAGUGGAGAAAGAAAUUCAUGCCAAAUAAAUAAUGGUGGUUGUGAUCAUAAAUGUAACUUAGAACUAAAUGGAGACAUCACCUGUAGUUGUUUUGAAGGAUUUAAAUUAGAAAAAGAUGGUAAAAAAUGUACUGAUAUUAAUGAAUGCCUUGUAAAUAACGGAGGAUGCGAAGGAACGUGCUACAAUCAAAUUGGCUAUUUUGUUUGUCGUUGUCCAAGAGGCUAUAAACUAGCUGCUGACAGAAGAGGCUGUCAAGGUAAAAAGUAGAAAUUAAGAAUUAUUGUUAUAAUCUAUAUACAU